Molecule: messenger RNA, 1368 nt
Organism: Melanotaenia boesemani (Boeseman's rainbowfish)
Lineage: Eukaryota; Metazoa; Chordata; Actinopteri; Atheriniformes; Melanotaeniidae
Product: zinc finger protein OZF-like
Exons: 3
Coding region: 1-1368 (455 amino acids)
Biological process (GO): negative regulation of transcription by RNA polymerase II; regulation of cytokine production; regulation of immune system process
Source: RefSeq, a predicted model, not a curated record
AUGGUGGACCUGGAGUUCAGGAUGAAUUAUCUAGAGCAGCUUUGGCUGAAGGAUGAAACUGUGAAAUUUCAACAGCUCAUCCAGGGGAAUCCCGAGGCGUUCCCAGGCCAGCCGAGAGAUGUCGUCCGUCCAGCAUGUCCUGGGUCUUCCCCGCGGCCUCCUCCAGAUGGGACAUGCCCGAACACCUCAUCAGGGAGGCGUCCUGGAGAGGUUCCACAUCAAUAUGUCUACAAGGUGGAUGAAGCUCUUCAAGAUGACCAGCAGCUGUGCAACCAGAACUCAAACCUGGACCAGGAGCAACCAGAGUCUGCUCGUAUUAAAGAGGAAGAGGAGGAACACCUCAGCAGUCAGGAGGAAGAGCAGCUUUGGCUGAAGGAUGAAACUGAUCAGUUUUCAAUACCGGCUGCUCAUGAGGAAGAUUGUCACAGUGAUUCAGAACCAAACAGGGACCAUACACCCUCUUACAGUCCUCCUGCAGACCAAGACUCAGGACCAACAACGUGUGCAGAUACACAGCCAGAAAAGAGCUGUCUAACGGAGACAAAUGAGAACGUAGGAGAGACCUUUCUGUUAGAAAGUCAUUGUAAUGAAAGAGAUGAGAAACAACAUUCCUGCAAGUUCUGUGGGGAACAGUUUAAAACGAAAAGUAAGUUAACUGUUCAUGUAAGAACUCACACAGGAGAGAGACCGUACUCUUGUCAAACCUGUGGGAAAUGUUUCAGUCGCCAGUGUGCUUUGGUGCGCCACAUGAGGAUUCACUCAGGAGAGAAGCCGUAUUCUUGUCAAACCUGUGGGAAAUGUUUCAGUCAAAAUACUCAUUUGGUGAACCACAUGACAACUCACACAGCUAAGAAGCUGUAUUCUUGUCCAACAUGUGGAAAAUGUUUCGGUCGCCAGGGUGCUUUGGUACGCCACAUGACAAUUCACUCAGGAGAGAAGCCAUAUUCUUGUCAAACCUGUGGGAAAUGUUUCAGUCAAAAUACUCAUUUGGUGAACCACAUGACAACUCACACAGCUAAGAAGCUGUAUUCUUGUCCAACAUGUGGAAAAUGUUUCGGUCGCCAGAGUACUUUGGUGAAACACAUGACAACUCAUACAGCUAAGAAGCCGUAUUCUUGUCCAACAUGUGGAAAAUGUUUCGGUCGCCAGGAUACUUUGGUGAAACACAAGAGAAUUCACACAGGUGAGAAGCCGUAUCCUUGUCCAACAUGUGGGAAAUGUUUCAGUUACAAGAGUACUUUGGUGAAACACAUGAGAAUUCACACAGGUGAGAAGCCGUAUUCUUGUCCAACAUGUGGAAAAUGUUUCUUUCGCCAUGAUGCUUUGGUGAAACACAUGAGAAUUCACACAGCUGAGACAGAUAAAUAG